CCCUGCCCCUUCACCCCCAGCCCAACGGUAUAUAAAAGUUUGCAAAUUUCAUUUUUCACAUUCCCGCCCUAAUUCUCUGUAAUAUUGUAGCACAUUAUCAGCAUCUUCCUGUUGUAUUUUCGCAACGUAAGAGAAGGAAAGACAAAGAAUACCAGUCCUCAAAAGAAUGGCUCUCUAUCCAACAGGUUGUAAUGAUUUGGAAAAACUGGACAGUACAGCUGAGAAUGUAACAGAAGUGCCUCAGGAGCACAUGGCUCUCUGCCCUAAAGGCUCUUAUGAUGGGCUGCAAGAGGAGGGUGCAAUUAAAGGUGUAACCACCACAACCGUCGACAUGGGGCCCGCAGAUCCUCCUCCUAGAGACUACAUAAUCUGGUCCCUCUUCACUAUGAUGUACCUGAACAUCUGCUGCAUGUUGGGAAUACUGCCUGUGGCAUUCUCUAUAAAGUCUAGAGAUCGUAAAAAUAUUGGCGACAUGGAUGGAGCUCGCCAGUAUGGUGAAACUGCAAAGUACUUGAAUAUCACUGCUCUUCUUCUUCUUCUCACUAUUCCUGUGAUUGUUUUAAUUGUUAUUUUUACCACAAAAUAGCAGCAAUAAAAACAAGUGUGUGUGCGUGUCUGUAUUCAUCUUAUCUACACUUACUAUCGCAGUCUACUUGCUGAUCUGUGAAAAUAUAUAGAAUGCAGCCUUAAGAAGAAACCCAGUAAAUAUGGACUAGCUUUAUGUGUUCAUUCAUCGUAUUGUACAGACUAAUGCUUUUCUGUAAGUGUGACACGGGUAACAGUAAGCAUUUUCUUAGAGGCCAUGUAAAAUUGCACUGUCUUUGGAAUUUUUAUAAAGAUUGUUAGCGAAGACAUUGAUAUAUAAAUGUGUUAUAAACAUCCUUGAGGUUUAUACAGUAUUAUUUUCUGUACACAAAAUAAUAUUGCUUUGGAAAAUCAGUUUUAAAGAGGAAGAGCAUUUAAACAAAUUGAGCCAAACUUUCCAUUGUUUAUGGAGUAUUUAAUCAUUAAAAAAAAUUACUCUAAAAAUCAUUCGACUUUAUCUAUAUUGAAAUGGUGAGGGCCGUGUGCUUGUCUUACUUUCAUGGUGCUUAAUGUAGAAUCUUUUUUGUUUGAUCCUGCUGAGAAUGAAGUGUGACCAUUUCAAGUAGAUGAAAAAAAAAGUGUAACCUUUAUCGUAGAAAAGGAAAACACUGAAUAAACUACAUUGUUCCUUGAAUGAUAACUUCAUGGUUACUAAGAUCUUGUCCUUACAGCUCCAGAAUUUGGGUGUUCAGUGUCUUUGUGUUGUCACUGUAUCUGAUUGGCUUUUCUUUGGUACUCUAGUUUCCUCAU
Protopterus annectens (West African lungfish) is the source of this 1335-nucleotide messenger RNA. RefSeq names its product dispanin subfamily A member 2b-like. The coding region runs from base 167 to 586 and encodes 139 amino acids. The record is from RefSeq and is a predicted model, not a curated record. Gene Ontology annotation, cellular component: plasma membrane. NCBI's taxonomy places the organism in Eukaryota, Metazoa, Chordata, Ceratodontiformes, Protopteridae. The transcript is spliced from 2 exons. Gene Ontology annotation, biological process: response to type II interferon; host-mediated suppression of symbiont invasion; response to interferon-alpha.